AUCUCCUUCAUUCGCAUUUGCACCCGGAUAAGGCGCCUUCUCCCCCCCUUUCACCCCCCAGCUCGCUCUCUCUCACAUUUAUUCUCUCCCACUCCCCUUCGCCACGCCCGCUCUCAGCUCGCAACGGGAAUUCGCCUCGCUCGCAACCGUCGUCCAGAAUUGUUGGAUGUGGCGAGGGCGAUGAGUGUGGCUUUGUAGCUUCGACACUGCGUCGUCUGCGCAGUCUGUGAAGAUCUUGACUUGUAAAAGUCUGAUAGCCGCUUUCCUUUUGUGUAGAUCAUCAUGGCGACUGCCGAGGUUACCAAUGUGACCGAGUAUGAAGAACUCGCAAGGCAGAAGCUCCCGAAGAUGGUGUUCGACUACUACGCUUCAGGUGCUGAGGACCAGUGGACCUUGAGAGAGAAUCGCAACGCUUUCGAGCGUAUCAGAUUCCGGCCCCGCAUCCUCAUCGACGUUACGAAGGUGGAUCUGACCACCAACGUAUUGGGCUUCAACAUCUCCAUGCCCAUCAUGGUCGCUCCCACCGCCAUGCAGAGGAUGGCGCACCCGGACGGUGAAUUGGCCACCGCCAGGGCUGUUUCAAAAGCUGGGACGAUCAUGACGCUGUCGUCGUGGGCGACCAGCAGCGUGGAGGAGGUCGCGUCCGUAGGACCUGGCAUCCGCUUCUUCCAGCUCUACGUGUACAAGGAUAGGAACGUAGUCGCCCAGCUCGUACGCCGCGCUGAGAGAGCCGGCUUCAAGGCCAUCGCCCUUACCGUCGACACCCCUCGCCUUGGACGCAGAGAGUCAGACAUCAAGAACAGAUUCGCUCUGCCAAGUCACCUCACUCUCGCCAACUUCGAGGGUCUGGAUCUCGGAAAGAUGGAUAAGACUCAGGACUCUGGAUUGGCUUCUUACGUCGCCGGCCAAAUCGACAGGUCUCUGAGCUGGAAGGAUGUGAAAUGGCUGCAGACCAUCACCAAGCUCCCAAUCCUCGUCAAGGGAGUCAUCACUGCUGAAGAUACCCAGCUCGCCAUUCAAAGCGGAGCCGCAGGUAUUAUAGUAUCAAACCACGGCGCCCGACAGCUGGACUAUGUCUCAGCAACCAUCUCAGCUCUCGAGGAGGUUGUGCUAGCCGCACGCGGCAGGGUACCAGUCUUCCUGGAUGGAGGAGUCCGACGUGGAACCGACGUUCUCAAAGCCCUGGCUCUCGGAGCAUCUGGUGUCUUUGUUGGAAGACCCGUAGUGUUCGGCUUGGCAACGGACGGCCAGAAGGGGGUGGAGAAAGUGUUGCAGAUGCUGAGGGACGAGUUUGAGCUGGCGAUGGCGUUGGCCGGAUGCACGAAAGUGUCUGACAUCAAACGCUCCCACAUUCAAACCGAAGCGGAGCGACUGUACUCCAAGCUGUAAAAGCCUAGAACACGCACCUCGAGCCCAUUUCAACACCGAUGCGGCAUGGCCUCAAUCCUUGUACAAUAGUUCCUACUGUUGGUAAAAUUGGGUCGUGAUUGCUUAGAGUGAUUCUUCUUCGAGGCUUGCAGUGUCUAAAUCCACUCACUUCACAGCGACUCGUCGUUUGCGUUGGGCUGGCUGGCCGAGGACGAUGCUCAUGGCCCAUGGCUUCUGGCAACUCUGAUUUCCAAUGUGCCGAAACUCUCUUAUUGAUCUAGUAUUUGUAGUGCUUGGUGAUUUUUGUGAAUUUGCUACUAAAUACUGUGAACGUACAUAUUGAUUUAUUUAUUUUUAAAUGUUUAAACAUCUUUGAUAACUGUUUUGAGAAAAGUUA
Physcomitrium patens is the source of this 1765-nucleotide messenger RNA. Its product is annotated as glycolate oxidase 1. Gene Ontology annotation, molecular function: oxidoreductase activity; FMN binding. The record is from RefSeq and is a predicted model, not a curated record. NCBI's taxonomy places the organism in Eukaryota, Viridiplantae, Streptophyta, Bryopsida, Funariales, Funariaceae.